ACUGUUACAAGAUGCUGCAAUGGAUAUGUGAAGAAUGAAUCACAAGAUAAAUGCCAACCAAUUUGUGACCAGUACUGUGUCUAUGGCAGCUGUACUGCACCAAAUGUAUGUACUUGUUACGAAGAUUAUAUACCAACAAUUAUGCCAAAUAUAUGUGAACCAAGAUGUGUUGGUUGUGCGCAUGGCACUUGCUUCGCUCCAAGUGAGUGCUUGUGUAAUCCUGGCUACAAUUGGGAUGCAAGCCUAAGUGAAUGUGUUCCUGUUUGCGAUGGAAUGUGCCACAAUGGAAAGUGUAUUUCGCCCGAAAAAUGCGAAUGUAAUGCAGGCUAUACUCAUCAUGCAACGAUCAGCGUUUGCAUUCCACAUUGCAACGAGACUUGUGUGAAUGGUGUGUGCAGUGGUGCCAAUAAAUGUGAAUGUAACUAUGGUUAUCGCUUCAAAAACGGAUCGCAAACAGAAUGUGAGCCGAUCUGCACAGAUUCAUGUAAAAAUGCAAAAUGUGUUAGCCCAAAUGUAUGCGAAUGUGAAAAUGGUUAUGAAAAAAUGGAUGAAAAUAAGCCACAUGAAUGUCAUUGCGGGCAAUACUGUGUGGAAAUCGACGGUCAGUGUCACUGCUUAGACGAUGAUGAUCGCUUGAACGGUGAUGUAAUUCGAAAUAACAUGUCCACAAUUUGCACUGCGAACACUUGUCAAAAUGGAAGAUGUAUCACACGUCAUGACUGCGAAUGCUACGAUGGCUUCGAAAAAGAUGAAAACUCCAAUUGUGUGGCUUCUAUUGAAAUGUGCAUCGAUGAUCCAAGUAAUUGUAAGGGAGACGAAGUGAAAACGUGCGAUUGUAUUAAUGGCAUUUGCGCAUCAAACAAUACGUGCAUUUGUGUGAACGGUUUUAAGAUGAGCGAAGGACAUAGUGACGUUUGUGAGCCGGCUUGCAACAUGAAUUGUGUCAAUGGUUACUGCAUCAAUCCUGAUCAAUGCGAAUGUGAUACAGGAUAUCGUUGGAGUUAUAAUGAGAGCAAGUCACGCGUUUGCCAGCCAAUUUGCGAAACUAGCUGCCUAAAUGGAACAUGCAUAGGACCAAACAAAUGCCAAUGCCUUGAUGGGUUCAAAUUCAGUGCUGAAAAUAACUUCACUUGCGAAUAUGAUCCACUUUAUCAAGAAGCGCAAAAGAGGCAACUUGGCCAAAUUCAUUGGGUCAUACCAGCUGUAAUUGGUGUAGUUUUCAUCGUGACUAUACUAAUUGGCAUGACUUACUUCAACAACAAACGAAACUAUGACACAAAUAAAGGUUAUGAUGAAGCCAAUGUCCCCAUUGCUGGCUAUGUGAACGAUGAUUUGUGAUACAAUAUAUCAACUGAUGUCAUCAUAUUUUAAUAUUUAUAACAUGUUAUGUCAGUGUUGAGCAUACGAAUCAGAGUAUAAGAAGUGAAAUUUUUACAUUUUUUUUUUCAAAAUGUAUUAAAUUGUAUCAAAAUGAUUUUCUAAGAGCAGUGAAAAUUUAAGGAAAUUUGUAAACUUUUUACAUGGAAAAUUUUUAAUUCUUCUUUUCUAUUUAAAAAUGUUGCUUUGCUUCAUGUUUUCAUUGUUAAUUAAUGUCGAUUGAUGUAGAAUAAAUACAACGCAAAAUAUAUUGUCAAACAAACAGUUGUAUA
Contarinia nasturtii (swede midge) is the source of this 1649-nucleotide messenger RNA. Its product is annotated as protein draper-like. Gene Ontology annotation, molecular function: protein binding. The transcript is spliced from 4 exons. NCBI's taxonomy places the organism in Eukaryota, Metazoa, Arthropoda, Insecta, Diptera, Cecidomyiidae. The record is from RefSeq and is a predicted model, not a curated record. The annotation marks the transcript as partial.